Tupaia belangeri chinensis (Chinese tree shrew) is the source of this 3316-nucleotide messenger RNA. RefSeq names its product glucosamine (N-acetyl)-6-sulfatase (gene GNS). Gene Ontology annotation, biological process: glycosaminoglycan metabolic process. Gene Ontology annotation, molecular function: N-acetylglucosamine-6-sulfatase activity; glycosaminoglycan binding. The record is from RefSeq and is a predicted model, not a curated record. NCBI's taxonomy places the organism in Eukaryota, Metazoa, Chordata, Mammalia, Scandentia, Tupaiidae.
GUCUCCGGGGUGGCGGCGGGCUCUCGGAGGCCCAAUGUGGUGCUGCUUCUCACCGAUGACCAGGACGAAGUGCUCGGCGGCAUGACACCACUGAAGAAAACCAAGGCUCUCAUAGGAGAGAUGGGGAUGACUUUCUCCAGUGCUUAUGUGCCAAGUGCACUCUGCUGCCCCAGCAGAGCUAGUAUCCUGACAGGGAAGUACCCACAUAAUCAUCACGUUGUUAACAACACAUUAGAGGGAAACUGCAGUAGUAAAUCUUGGCAGAAGAUUCAAGAACCAAAUACUUUCCCAGCAAUUCUCAGAUCGAUGUGUGGUUAUCAGACCUUUUUUGCAGGGAAGUAUUUAAAUGAGUAUGGAGCCCCAGAUGCAGGUGGACUAGAACACGUUCCUCUGGGCUGGAGUUACUGGUAUGCUCUGGAAAAGAAUUCUAAGUAUUAUAAUUACACCCUUUCUAUCAAUGGAAAGGCACGGAAACAUGGUGAGAACUACAGUGUGGACUACCUGACAGAUGUUUUGGCCAAUGUCUCCUUGGACUUCCUGGACUACAAGUCCAACUUCGAGCCCUUCUUCAUGAUGAUCUCCACUCCAGCACCUCAUUCGCCGUGGACAGCUGCACCUCAGUACCAGAAGACUUUCCAGAAUGUCUUCGCACCAAGAAACAAGAACUUCAACAUCCACGGAACGAACAAGCACUGGUUAAUCAGGCAAGCCAAGACUCCAAUGACUAAUUCUUCAAUACAGUUUCUAGACAAUGCGUUUAGGAAAAGGUGGCAGACUUUGCUCUCAGUUGAUGACCUUGUAGAGAAAUUGAUCAAGAGGUUGGAGUUCACUGGGGAGCUCAACAACACUUACAUCUUUUAUACUUCAGACAAUGGCUAUCACACAGGACAGUUUUCUUUGCCGAUAGACAAAAGGCAGCUGUAUGAGUUUGAUAUCAAAGUUCCAUUGUUGGUUCGUGGGCCUGGGAUCAAACCGAAUCAGACAAGCAAGAUGCUUGUUGCCAACAUUGACUUGGGUCCUACUAUUUUGGACAUCGCUGGCUAUGACCUGAAUAAGACACAGAUGGAUGGGAUGUCCUUAUUGCCCAUUUUGAGAGGUGCCAGUAAUUUGACCUGGAGAUCAGAUGUCCUGGUGGAAUAUCAAGGAGAAGGCCGUAACGUCACAGACCCGACAUGUCCCUCCCUGAGUCCUGGAGUAUCUCAAUGUUUCCCAGACUGUGUAUGUGAAGAUGCUUACAAUAACACCUAUGCUUGUGUGAGGACCAUGUCCGCUCUGUGGAACUUACAGUACUGCGAGUUCGAUGACCAAGAGGUGUUCGUAGAAGUGUAUAAUCUGACUGCAGACCCAGACCAAAUCACUAACAUUGCUAAAAGCAUAGACCCAGAGCUUUUAGGAAAGAUGAAUUAUCGGCUAAUGAUGUUGCAGUCCUGUUCGGGGCCAACCUGUCGCACUCCAGGGGUUUUUGACCCCGGAUACAGGUUUGAUCCUCGUCUCAUGUUCAGCAAUCAUGGCAUUGUCAGGACUCGAAGGUUUUCCAAGCACCUCCUUUAGUGACUGCACCAGCUUCUGCAGUUGGAUCCCUGCACGCCUCUUUCCGAUGGAGUGAUUGUAGUAGGUGUCUGUAGCUAGUCUUCAAGACCACUCCUGGAAGAGCUUCUGGACUGGCUUUAAGUCCUGUUUUAAAAAGCAGCCCAGGCAGCUGACUUCCUUGUGCAGUGUGUGAGACUGUGAACUCUGCCCAGAUGUCAAGAGUGCUGUCCCCGGUGGCGGGCAGCGUUUCCCUUCAGCGGAUCAGAAGCACUCUUGAGGUCUUUGUUCUAACCAUAUCCUUUCUGUCCUGGGGCCACAGUUCUUGAUAUUCCAUAUGGUCAGAGUCUGAAUUUAUAAAUCCAUUCGGAUAAUGGCAAUGCUUUAGAACAAAAAAUGAAAAAAAUCAAAAACCCCACAGACCUUUUUGGUAUGUAGCUUGACCUAAAAUCAAAGGACCUGCAUAGCAUCUCAGAUCAAGCACUUCACUAUCCAGAUCCUAACAUCACAUUGCUUGGAGAGUAACCCUGAGAACUGACCCGUCUGCUUCAGAACAAGUACCACUGAUUUUAGAUAAGUAAGGAGAUACUGUUUAUAAUGCCCAACACAGUGAUAAGGUGGCAAAUCCCGACCAUGUCAGUGAAGCUCCAUUUUUUUGUUUGUUUGGUUUUUGUUUUGUUUUGUUUUGUUUUUACAAUUCUAAGUUGGUGCUGCACUGAAAUAGCAGGCAGCUUGUGGGAAGGCCGAGUCCAGCUAGCUCUCGUCGGUGAUCGCUGUCUAGGUCCCAGUGGCUGCUAACCACAGGGAGUGCCAGGUAACACUAGCAGCUUUGAAGUAUCUCUGCUCUGGAGACUUUCCCCUCUGAGAUCUGAAAAAUAAAGUGGCUUAGGUAUGUCACUGGGGAAAAAGACCUGCUAAGGGUUGAUAAGGGCUGUGUUUUCUGAGGACUUUCUGUAGAUGGGGCUCUUGAGUUGACAGUAUGAAGGGCUGUACUGGGGAUGAAUGAAGUAAGUGCCUGUCCAGAGAGGAGCCCGAGUUUCAGUUCCAUGCAUGAAAGUCCUUUUGACCCUACCUGUGUUCUGCUGCUGUUGUGUUUCAUUUUGUUUUUGAUGUAAAGCUGUCUUAGAGUUAGUAUAGAGUAUCAACUACUGUAUCCUGCCGCCUUCUCCCUCUGCAGACAGGUUCUUCCUAAAUUUUUGGAGACUUGUAUAAUUAGGACCCUGUUCAGUAUUGCCCUGUCAAAAUCAGAUUGGUUUAGGUGUCCUCACUGUGUAGGCAGAAGAGUUUUGUGUUCCUUGACUUGAAGACCAAUUCCAUGUCUCAUAUUUUCUUUGCAGUAAGGCUAAAUGGUGGUGGGACAGUGGUGAGGGAGAAGAACUGUGGUUUGUAACCCGUUCAACUCAGGCACUAAGUGAUUUUAGCUUUAUUUAAGGUCUUCUGUCAGGCUUUAAGCACUUUCUAAGACAUGGCUGCAAGUAACUUUUCUAUCCGAGUUCCAGAUCGCCAUGUUAGGUUAAUAGCCAUUGGGUUUCCUCCUUUACCUCACGUGACCACAGCAACUGUGGUGGUACCUAGAGGUGAAAAGGCAAAUGAAAUGAGCACCUCUACUAUGAAUGUUUUAAAGAAAGAAAUUCUAAGAAUUUUGUAACUAAAAGCAACCUACAUUGUUGAAUAUGGUUAUCAUUGGCUUUAUUCUCCACGUUGAUUCUUGACAUUAUCAGUCAGCUUCCACAUUAAUGAAGGUUGACCUUAGUUAUUCCCAAAUAAAAAGAAACCAACUCUUACCAGG